GCCCAACUACAUGGCCCAAAUCUCAAAAGAAAUGAAUCCAAUAAAACCCCAAGAAUCGCAAUCGUUACACACAAACCCUAACCCUGUCACUGAUUUCACCUCAACGCAGAGAGAGUUUGUGUAGCUGCUGCACCGCUCAGUUUCUCUGCAAAUAUGGUGAGGGUUAGUGUGUUGAAUGAUGCUCUCAAGAGCAUGUACAAUGCUGAGAAACGUGGGAAGCGUCAAGUUAUGAUUAGGCCGUCUUCAAAAGUGAUUAUAAAGUUCCUUAUGGUCAUGCAAAAGCAUGGUUAUAUUGGGGAGUUUGAGUACGUUGAUGACCACCGGUCUGGCAAAAUUGUUGUGGAAUUGAAUGGAAGAUUGAACAAGUGCGGUGUUAUUAGUCCUCGCUUUGAUGUUGGUGUUAAGGAGAUUGAGGGAUGGACUGCUAGGCUGCUUCCUUCAAGACAGUUUGGAUAUAUUGUCUUGACUACCUCUGCUGGUAUCAUGGAUCAUGAAGAGGCAAGAAGAAAGAAUGCUGGUGGUAAAGUGUUGGGUUUUUUCUACUAAGGAUGAGGAUUGCACUCAAUUUCGGUUUCUGAGAAGUUCAUAAGUUGCUAUGAAAGAGUACUAGGUUUUUUUUUGUCUGUUAGGGAUGAAAUUCAGCUGUUUCUUUUUUGCAUGGUUAUUGUAAUUUGGCUUACUUAGGACUGUAAGCUUUUAAUUUCUACUUUUUUGUUAUGUUAAAUUGAAUUUUGUCUAA
Molecule: messenger RNA, 739 nt
Organism: Vicia villosa (hairy vetch)
Lineage: Eukaryota; Viridiplantae; Streptophyta; Magnoliopsida; Fabales; Fabaceae
Product: small ribosomal subunit protein uS8z/uS8w-like
Exons: 4
Coding region: 154-546 (130 amino acids)
Biological process (GO): translation
Cellular component (GO): ribosome; cytosolic small ribosomal subunit
Molecular function (GO): structural constituent of ribosome
Source: RefSeq, a predicted model, not a curated record